AGUCAGCCCACCCAGAAAAUGCCCAUUUUCUAGUACAAAAUCACUUCCAGAGGCCCUUGGAUCCCUGAGAGAGAAGAGGAGCGAACGGAUUACCCUCCACCACGUCACAUCCGUCCUACCAGAGAAGGGGGCUGGGCUUGAGAGUAGCAGAGCGAGAUAACGAGAUCCAGCAAGAGAACAGAAGUGCGCACACCGAGCGAGAGCGGCAGCCCCAGUGAGCGCGAGAGAGAAGCGUCUGUAAUACCCCCCCACGCCUUCAGUGAUCAUGUGUCAGAACAGGAGCCUUCAGCGGGCGGCAGCGCAGAGCUCAGGGAAAUGGUGAGAUGCUGCAGGUCUUUGCACAGCCCUCCGUCUUGCUACAAUCUCCACAGAGUUAGGGUUGAUGUGCGCCGGCUCCGGACGAUCAGCUCCACUGGAGCUGCCGGGGAGCAGGUGGGAGGCAACGGCGGCAACGUCUCAGGCCACGGGGCCCAAGCACUCAGCCACAGGAACCGAUUCAGGUUGCAGUUCCCUCAGUUGGCCUUGCGGCGUCGUCUUGGCCAGUUGAGCUGCAUGUCCCGGCCCGUCUUGCGGCUGCGCUCAUGGCCGCUCAGCUUCCUCUACUACUUCCUGACCUUCGGCGCACUCAAGCCCCUGGCCAAGGUUGGCUGGAGACCAACAAGCAGGGUUGCUCUGUACAAGACCAUCCCAACACGGCUGCUGUCUCGGGCCUGGGGUCGCCUGAACCAGGUGGAACUACCGACCUGGCUGAGAAAGCCAGUCUACAGUCUGUAUAUCUGGACGUUUGGCGUCAACAUGCAGGAGGCGGCUGUGGAAGACCUAAUUCAAUACAGGAACCUGGGAGAGUUCUUUAGACGGAAACUCAAACCGGCUGUCCGGCCCGUGUGCAACUCGCACUGCGUGAUCAGCCCAGCAGACGGGAAGAUCCUGCACUUUGGGCGGGUGCGGAACUGUGAGGUGGAGCAAGUCAAAGGAGUCACCUACUCUUUGGAGACCUUCCUAGGACCCCACACCUGGGCUGAGGCCAUCAACUGUACCAUCAAGCCAUCAAAUGAAGAGGACCCCAGCUCAUUCCAGGACCUGCUGGUGACUAAAGAGGGGAAUGAGCUGUUCCACUGUGUGGUGUACCUGGCUCCAGGAGACUACCACUGCUUCCACUCCCCCACAGACUGGAGGGUGGCCCACAGAAGACACUUCCCUGGCUCUCUGAUGUCAGUGAACCCUGGCGUGGCUCGCUGGAUCAAGGAACUGUUCUGCCAUAACGAGAGGGUGGUGCUGAGUGGAGAGUGGACGCACGGCUUCUUCUCCCUCACCGCUGUAGGGGCCACCAACGUGGGCUCCAUACGCAUCUACUUUGACAAGGAGCUUCGGACCAACAGCCCGCGCUACAGCAAAGGCUCGUACAACGACUUCAGCUACUUGUCUAACAACAACCAGGAGGGUGUGAGCAUGAGGAAAGGGGAGCACCUGGGAGAGUUCAACCUGGGCUCCACCAUCGUCCUGCUCUUCGAGGCUCCGCACGACUUCACCUUCAACCUGAAGGCCGGACAGAAAAUCCGCUACGGAGAACCCCUGGGGACUAUGUGAGCCAAGAUGGCUGACCAGAGAGACGCUUUCUGGGGGAAACAGACUAAACUAUAAGAAACUGAUGGACACGCUAACGUGCGUGUACAGAUCCAAGGGGACUUGCGUGCGCACACACAAACACACACACACACACACACAAUCAUUCAUACACUGACAUUCAGUAAAUGUACUGUACAUUGAAAUUGAGCGAUGUACACUUACCAUACGAUGCACUGACUGACUCACAGCAAAAACUCACAAGCCACCACUGUUGCUUUAUUAACAAGGGGGUCUCCCUGUUCCAUUGACUAGUUUCAAUGAACUAUUUACUUAUUUUGACAAUUGAUUACGACCAGCAAAAGCAAGAUAGUUUACAUCUAUUAGUUACUUUUUUGUUCCAUAAGAAUAACAUAGCUUAAAUUUUAUUAGCAUCUUUUAUUUUAUUUUGAUACAUUUUACCCAUAUUGCCUUUUUGUCAGGGGUCUCCUCGUCAAUGGGGAGUUCCUCUGAGGUUUCAGACACAAGCAGCACGAGCCUGAUUUAAAGAUCUGCUUAGUGCCGUGUAGCCCAACUCCUUUGUCCGUAGGCCAUACAUCACAAACAGAUCUGGGACUAGGCUAGCGAGCUGCGAGACGCAUCCACACACAGGUAACCCCCCCUGUCACACUAAGCCACUAUCAUGUGGACAGGCUUCCCUAUAUAGUAUACACACCUACAGCAAACACACCGCGAAGAAGGAAUGUACUAGAGACUAUAUACAGAGUUACCCUCUUCCUUCUCUUUCCCUCCCUCCUUCUCUUUCCCUCCCUCCUUCUCUUUCCCUCCCUCCUUCUCUUUCCCUCCCUCCUUCUCUUUCCCUCCCUCCUUCUCUUUCCCUCCCUCCUUCUCUUUCCCUCCCUCCUUCACUCUGAUACUGAACGCCUUCCUCCUCUCCUUCUGUCUCAUACACUCUCCGUCCGCACUGCUGGCUCUCCCUCUUCUGCCAUCCCCAGAGAAGGUGCUUGUGUUGGGGUGAUUAUGUGGACUCUUCCCCCUUCCUGUCAUGGAGGUGAAGACUGGCACGAUUCCGCCCAGUAAAAUGUGUCUGGGUCGUAUUCAUUAGGCACCUGCAGGAAGAAAACUGUCUGAAACCAGCCAGGAGUAGCUGGACUUGGUCCAAUAGGAACCUCUUAUUUUCAGUGUGUGAUGAAAAAAAUAAAAUGUUUUGCUAUGGGUGUGCCCUAAUGAAAACUUCCCUGUUGUAUUAAGCCCAUAGUGUACGAUCUCUGCCAUGCAUUAUUCAUCAUCAUUAGAGGUAGCUAGCAGCGCUGCCUGCUGCCAAUUCUCCUGUAACCCUAACCGUAAAUGACUGCUAAAAGGGGUAUGUCACAUUUUAGAGUAGACAUUAACAUGUGAUGAUGACUUCAGCGAUUUCUGUGAAGAUGAUUUACGAUGACGUGUGUUAAUCUAACCCAAUUCAUCAAUGGACGGAAUCCUGAUGUAUUCCUCUGAAUGGAGCCAUUAAUUGUAUGCUGAUAUACAGCCAUCUGACCAUCAUUACAAAAACAAACCCGUGCCGAAGUGCAGCACUUGUGGUAGGAUCAUGGGAGAGAAUGUGCAAGCUGGUACUGGUAACUAUUACGUUUUGUCUUCUGCUGUUCAGUUGAAUUGGAAUAAGUUGUUAAACUGGAAGUUAUCUGCCAGUGAUAAUAUUCAAAUAAGUUGGGCUAAACCUUUUUAAGACUGUAAAAUGUAUGCUGAUAUCGAUACUAACGAUUGUGACAACCUUCAGAUACCCAGGGCUGAGCUAUUUAAAGCUAUUUUUUUCUGUGUUUCUGUUUUAGGUUUUCUAGUAGUGCCAAAAAUACUAAAGUGUUUUUUUUUGGGUUGUUUUUCGAUGUAUUCAACAAAAAAAAUGCUUUGAACAAAUGUAGACUUCCUGGCGCUUUUUGGGUUUCUGCUGCUAAACUAUUGCUCUGUUUUGAGGGGGUAGCGACCUCUUCUGACUCUGACCCCCUCGGUAAAGGAAUUCUGAUCGCCAGCAUACGACAAACGGUGGUCACAGACGUGAUGGACCGGGGAGAUGCCGGUGACACCAAACCCCUUGGCUACGUCGUCGUCCCACAAAUAGUGUCGCAAACAGAAACCAAACGCCAUGGCCUGGCCACUGCCUGCUGCACACUAGUUUUUAUAUGUACAUUGUAAUAUACUUGACUCACUCAACACUGCAUAGACUUUAAUCUCACCUUUUUUUUUAGAAGCAGGAAAACAUGUCUAAUAAAUUUUGGCGUAUUCUUUAAAAAUA
Molecule: messenger RNA, 3850 nt
Organism: Salvelinus fontinalis (brook trout)
Lineage: Eukaryota; Metazoa; Chordata; Actinopteri; Salmoniformes; Salmonidae
Gene: pisd
Product: phosphatidylserine decarboxylase
Exons: 7
Coding region: 316-1587 (423 amino acids)
Biological process (GO): phosphatidylethanolamine biosynthetic process
Cellular component (GO): mitochondrion
Molecular function (GO): phosphatidylserine decarboxylase activity
Source: RefSeq, a predicted model, not a curated record